Messenger RNA from Cinara cedri, 11631 nucleotides. The record is from the annotation of a GenBank genome assembly. NCBI's taxonomy places the organism in Eukaryota, Metazoa, Arthropoda, Insecta, Hemiptera, Aphididae.
CGCCGGCGACCACCGCGUUCGUUUGGGCCCGCGACGAAGACCGUUCGCCGUCACCACACUCGUAAUCCGCACGGCUUUUAGGCACCAGCGACGAGAUGCACGCUCCGAUCACCGCCGCCGCAGCCGCCGCCGCCGCCGCCGCCACGCUCGUCCUGUUCGCGGGUGAGUAUUCUACACUGUUAUUAUCGCUAAAUAUUAAACUGACGUUGCUGGGAUUAUUGUCGCACGCGCAACACCCCGCCGCCCCAAUGAUAAUUACUGUCGCCGAAACCGGGGAGGAAAAACAAAAGAACGCCGGGCGAAAAAAUAAUUCAUUACCGCCGUAUCGUCGCGGCGGCGCGCCGUUAUUAUUCGACUCGCGUCCGCCGCGAUAUAACGUCACGCGCGCGCGCGACGCCCCUUUGAAAACCCCGCGACGCGAAACGCAUUAACAGGCCGUCCGUUUUUCCGUUUCUAAAGGCUUGGCGCUCGGACAGCAGCAAAACGGCGAUUUCCAGUGUCCGAAAAAACCGGGUUUCUAUCCGGACCAGAUACAAUGCGACCUGUACUACCAUUGUACCGCGGACGGCGAACUCACGGAAAAACUGUGCCCGGACGGGCUGCUGUUCGACGACACGAACCCGAGCCACGAGAGGUGCGACACGUCCAUAAACGUGGACUGCGGCCAGAGGAACGUGCAACGUGAGUACGGCCAGUAAUGCGGUACUGUGUUUUUUUUUUUUCCUCUUUUUUUCCUCUUUUUUCUCUCUGUUUUUCGUUUUUUUUUUUUCUCUACGGCCUCCGCACCUCCGCCCUCUGACCGCUAUGGCGUCAUUCUUCCCGGCGGUUCCCGCCGUCUGUCCUCCGGCAACGUUGCGGCGAUCGUUGUCCGCCGAUUAUAGUCGCGUGUAUCCCGCGUCGAUAUUUCUGUGCUACACGUAACAAUUACGCCCGAUCCGAGAUUCCGCCUCCACCCCCUCCCCUCCACUCUCGUUUCCUCCUUUUACCGUUUUUCCGCGACGCGUCACUACUUAUAUAUAUUUAUAUAAGUAAAUGCGAUGUGUUUUUUUUUUUUUCGCCCCGUUUCUCUCUAUAAUAAUAUUAUGACACGCGCACAGAGGAACCGAAAACGUCCAAGGGCUGUCCCCGGGCCAACGGAUACUACAGACACUGGGACGAGGGCGUUUGCGAUAAGUUCGUCAACUGCGUGGACGGCGUGGCCAACGAAAUGCCGUGUCCGCCCGGCCUCAUCUAUGACGAUUCCACCAGCUCGUGCGCGUGGUCCACCGACAGCAAACGGCAGUGUACCACGACGAAAAAAGGUAAAAAAAAAAAAAAAAAACACCGAUCAAAUCGUCACGCGAUUGCGGUUAAACGUGGCGACAGUAACUGUCGCGAUAGUAUAACACCGCUAUCGCAACGGUUUAUCGUCGCUGUCGUCGUCAACGGCCGCGGUUGUUGAAGCGGUAGCGUGAUAACGGUAGCGAUAUGUAAUGUUAUCAUUGUUACGUGUUAUCCGAACGACGGGUCGCGAUUUUGUCAUUAUUCGGGUAAAAAUAUAAUUACGCGAUUUAAACCGAUCGAAAACGCGUACAACACACGAUUCCGUCCAUAAUAAUAAUAGUAUCGCGAUAAUAGUGACAAGAAUGUACGACGACGACGGCACUGUCGCGACAGUCACUAUAAUAAUUAUCGCGGCGGAAAAUUAUUGUGCGGGUAUUAUGACAGUCGCAGUGUCUAUAUACCGGCGGCAGUGCAAUGACUAGGGCUCGGGAUUUAUAGGAGUUUCGUGUUUUUUCCGUAUGCAUUGAAUUUAUAGCGGACCGAGCUAGAAAUACACUUUCUAAACGACGGAGAAUUUAAAAAUUGGACAUUUAGAACGUACAGUUUGCACAUUUCGUUGAUUUCAGCGAAAAAGUGCAUAUUUCGUCGAUUUUCACCGAUUUUUUUUUUUUUUUAUCGUGUAUUAGUCGUGCGACCGCGCGACAUUCCGAAUCUCCCGGCACGCGCGUUUAUGUCAUCGCGAAUGCUAAUUCAACGGUGCAACGCUACUUGUAUAAGAUAUAAUAUUAUGUUAAUUUUUUUUUUUUAUUCAUUUCUAUUACGAAUAAACCGCAGUGUAUCGGUACUGACGGUGUCGUUAAACCGGCGUCGCGUGAAAAUUAACGUUGUUUUCCCCAUAGAAACCUGCUGUAAGUUAUUAUUCUUGUUCUUCUUUUUUUUUUUUUUUUUUUUUUUUUUUUUUUAUCAAUAGCUUAUACACGGCGGUUCGCAUUUCGAAAGAUUUUCGUAAAUACCGACUUUUCCUUUUCCAACGACGACGUACGUUUUUACGGCCGUGCGGACAAUGAUAUCACGUUUUCGGCGACUAAAACCGCAAUAUUGCGUGCCUGUACAACCGAACUGUACCGCGACGACACGCAUGCGCCCACGUAAUAUUGUGAUAUUUUAAGAGCGCGAUUUUUAUGCAAUGUUUUUUCAUUGUCGCGCCUGCGUUCGAGAACAUAAUAGUUACGGGUUAUCGUCGUGAUAAUAUAAUAUGUAAACGGCGUGUACGAAAUUCCAAAAGAGAAAUAGAAAGUGGUUAAAAAUUUAAUAUUAUGCAUUACGUACACGCACGAUUGUUAUGCGCAAUGGUCAGCAGCGAGUAGUUGAAAAAUAUAUCAAGCUGAUGGCUAUGCGACGAUAUGCUAACGUUGCUUUCAAAUUAAACGCGUUGAACUACCCGGAUGGCAAAAAUAUAUUUUAUUAAGAUUUGUAUAAUGUUGUUUUUACAAUGAAACCAUUGAUAAGACGUUUUAUGUUUCCAUAUUUUUCAUUUUAAUAACAUUUAGAAAAUAUUUAUUAAAUAACUGUUGGCCACCGGAUUUUUUAUUUAUUAAAUUAUAUUUUUCUAACAAUUUUGUUUUUUUUUUUUAAUCAAAAAGAAAUACAAAAACAGAAUCUUGUAGCUGCCACAGUCGGGUAUUGAAUUCGAGACGACACUGCAGCCUAAUCUAACCUAAAACCCUAUCCAUUAUAGACUACCACCUAACUAAUUGUUGAGAAAUCGAUUUUAUGAUUGUAUAAGAUAUUAAUUAAGUGAAUUUCAAAUUUUAAAAUACAGGUUUAGUUGCUGUAAUACGCAUCGUUUAUAAUUUAAAAAACAUACGUUUGUUUUCGCAUAAUAACAUGCAAUAAAAAAUAUGCAUUUAAAUUUUUAUAAGAUAAAUACAAAAACGUAGUUACAAACAAAAUUAUGUAUUUAUUGAAAUACAUUAGUGAUUGGGGCUAUUUGUCUUAAUAUGAUAUUAUUGAGAAAUAAAAUAAUUUGGAAACAAAAUGUAUAAUUCGCAUUCAAUACGUGUGUGUCACGUGCUACGACAACUUAUUUUUUUUUUUUUAAAUUUUCGCAUAUAAAUGAUCGGCGAUUGGACCGUAGCGUAGAUUUAUACUGACUGAAGGUUCGUUUUCCCAUCGCACGAUGUAGUCGGCGCAUAUUUGAAUUUAAAAAAAAUUUGUCUCGAGAACCAAAAAAAAAAAAUGAACAAAAAACCGUACGGUUUUUAUUUUUUAUUUUCCGCGAAAAAAAUUGAAAAUACACGCGAACGUCCUCGAUUUACGUCCCCGAUUGUAACGAUCGUAACGGUUCUGGGCAACGCGAUUUCUGUUGUUUUGCGCGUUAGUGAGGCGUUGUUCCGCCUUGUCUCUACAACGCGUACAGGUGCGACGUCUUCCCGUCCAAAAGAUUCCGCGCGUUUACAGUUUAUUGCCGAUUGUCGCGAUUCCGAUUGGAAUCCGACCGCGCUCGCACGAACGGCGCGCGCGCAAAGCGCUUUCGAAUGGCAAACGCGGCGUUCGCCGUCCGUUUUAGCGGUCGCGCAGUAAACUUUUGUCGACGCACGGCGAAUUGUCAACCGUUUAUAAUCCGGUCUGUCACCGACGACGUGUCCGGUGCGUCCGGUUUCGACACGCGCAAGAACGAUUUUUCCGGCGUUCGCGACCGCGGCGCACCGGCGGGGCGGCGUCACGGGCGACGAGCCGCGGGCCCGUGACGCUUAGGGGCUCCGGAUAAAGGCCAAACGCAUAAUUGUUUUACAGUUGGCCGGACGGGUAAACGAAAAUCGACGACGAUUGUUGUAACGCACAUUACAAGUGACAUACGGGCGGACGGGGGACGGACGUACGAAAACAGAUUAUUACGAACCGUGUAGAUUGAGAUCAGAUUUUUCUUCUUUUUUUUUUUUUAUCAGCCUUCGAACGGAGUCUUUACAGGAAUCGAAAUCCUACAAAAAUAUUAUGCGAACAGCCCUUUUUUUCUUCUUUUUUUUUUUUUUUUCUUAUAAUUUCCGACCGUAACAACGGCCGUACGGUCCCCUACACGGCGCCCGCCCGGCAAAUCGACCCGACCCGUAAUUCGGUUAAUCCGAAACGGUUUGCCCGCGCGGGCGUUCGAAAUCCCGGUCACGCCGCUGGUCCACGACGGAACGCGGAAACGUCGGCGCUUCCGAACGUUCGGUUCUGUUAAAUUUCCCGUUAACCUGUAGCCGUUUCGAAAACGUUACCGCCACGGCGCCCGGCGCGUGUGACGGCGGCCGCCGCGCGCAACCGGUGCAGGCGAUGUGUCGGUUUCAUCGAUUUUCGAUUUUCGAAACGAAUUGCAACGUGCACCUGCGUUGGCGGUCCCGAAAACGCGGCGCCCGUGCGACGCAACGGCGCUGCGUAACCGUCCGGUUGCGCGCAAACGCCCGGGCACGCGCACCGGGGAAAAGUGCCGCGGACGCCUAUCAUUGACGCGACCCCGCCGCGCCCGUGACGGUCGUGCCGGCGCACCCGCGGUCGCGGAACGGCACGUACUCGGGGCAACGGACGCGCCGUGGCGACCGGACGCGCGCGAUGACGGCGGCCCGCGUACGGUGUCCGCGUCGUUGACGCGCGUCCGCCCGGCCGGGAUUUCACCGUUUUCCGUCGAAAACCGGCGAAAAUCCCGCGCGAAACUACGCGACUAGCGAAACGUGCAGCGCGCCCGUCCGAAUGGUCGCUCCCGAAGCGGCUCGGCGAAUUUUUCGGAUACGAUUUCGAGGAUACGGUCAAACCUCGGGAUUCGCGCUCCGUCCGUUCGGUAAUAUUAACCGCCGCGACAACGCUCGCCCCGAAUCCUCGGCACCUACGCCGCUAGCGUUGGACGCGUGCGCUCCGUGGCGUGUUUUCAAAAUGCCUGUAGCGGAGGUGUUAAUCUCGGAAUUAUCUCGGAAGAUUUUAAGUGAAUUUGAUUCAUAUAUUUUUUUUACCUUUGUAAAACUGUUGAAGCUUUAUUUUAAAAACAAUUUUGAAUUUUUCGCCUCUAUUCCAUAAAUUGAAUAUCUACUUUUCAAAUGAUAACUGAUAACUCCUCUCUACUCCUGCGGUCUAAAUAUUAAUCAGUUACAGCUUACAUACGGUAAAUCUGAUUUUAGUGUUAUGCAUAUCAAAAUAUAUUCUAUUCGAAUCUGUGUUCAUAAAGGGCUGGGGGGAGGGGGUUCCCGUUUGAGUUUUUCAAAAAUAUAAUAUUUCUUAAUUAAGGUACACGAAGUAAGGGUGCAAAUUAAAAAAUGAUUUUAAAAUAAAGCUCAAACGAUUCUACAAAGAUUAAAAAAAUAUAAAUCAAAUACACUUAAAAUCUUCCGAGAUAAUUACUGGUUCAUGAAUAAAAAACGAACCUAUACAAAUUGAUGUUCUUUUUCUCUAUACCUUCGUAGUAAGUCAUUUACGACUUUUAAACUAUACUUUGUUCUUCUGGGGAGAGGGCGGGAAGACCCGGGUACCCCUCCCCCCCCAAAAUACGCCGCCGUAUGUACUUAACCAUUGAAACCGUGAUAGUGUUUGAUAUAACAUUUUAAAUCCGUUCGAACGGAUCCCAACUGUUGUCUUGAAACGCACAUGAAUUCCGAACAAAAUUGUUAAAAGGUUUUUAACAAAAUUGUACUGCGUGUGUACGAGUACACGUAGAUGAGUAGUAAAUGCAAACAAUUUUUUAUUUUUCUUUACACUUGGUGAAAUUCCUAAAAAUUAUCACAAAGUACAAGACAUAUUUUCACGAAACGGAUAUAAAAAUUUGUAAUUUCAUUGAUAAUUUAUGAAAUAAAAUGGGUAUUCCGUAUCGACUUGAAAUAUUUCAGGACUUAACCCGCAAUCGGCGAUCUUAUAUCAUACAAUAAUAUAUAGCCAUACAGGUAUGCCUAAUCUGUAAUAAUCUGGAAUAAUUCAGGCGUUCCCGAUUUUUUCACUAUCGCCGAUUACCAAUUGAUAUUUUAAUGAUCAAUGCGCGUACCACCUUAAUAAUUCUAAAACUAAAUUUGGAGAGUCAAUUUUUUUUUUUUUUUCAAAUAUACAUUUUACUUUUAAUUCAUUUAUUAACACUUUUUAUUGUUUAAAAUUCAUAAAAGUAGAAAAAAAAAUCUUAAUUUUUAGGUAAAUCUAUUAAUAUUUAAAUUACAGUUUUCAACGUUAAUGUGAAAAAAAAAUGUCCUCGUGUACCGCGGGUUUGGGUGCCACUGGUCUAAUUAAUCACUCCAUACUAAUAAUGAUAUUUAAUUAUUUGAGCACGGCCGAAAAGUCCAUUGUAAUUUCGACAAUUGCGCGAUAAAUACAUUGUACUUCAAGUAUAAUAAUUUAAAACGGAAACAAUAUCGAAUAAAAUGCGAAACCAUAAUAAUACACAAUUAUGGCGGUUAUGUUUUGUUUCAAAAAGUGCCGGUAUAACCGAUCGACGAUGGCCGUGAUGGAAACGAAAUCCGUACUCUCGCGUACAAACGGGGCCGAAUAGUUUCGGUUUUAAGGGGUUGGCGUCUCCGAAUCGGUCUCGUGUUUUUAGACCGUCGCAAUCGUUACUUUACGGCAGUCGCUGUUAAACCGUUAUUUGUUAAUAAAUGAAGAAAACGUAUUGUUACCGGAGCGGAUUGAUAGAACGAAACGCGCGCCACUUGCGUUAAACGAACAUGAAUAUUUCUUCGGCACGUGAAUCAACUCGUUAAUAAGAAAUGACCGCACGAGAAAAUACGGUCGUCUCGCGUUAAAAAAAAAAAGGUCUUAAGACAUCGACGGAUUCGCACUGUCAGUGCGAGCGCGCCACAUGGUAAAAAACCGAAAUGAAAAAAAAAAAAAAGGAAUUGCUCGUAAACAAUUUCAAAAUUUUUGAUGUACGGCCUUCUUGUGCCGACAGCGUCGCGCCGCGAUCGAUUCGCGUCCGUAGAACGAGACCGCCGCGAUCCGAAAUCCGACACUUAAAACAUAAUAUCGGUGUCGGUCGAAUCGCGAAAAAUGUUCACAUUUUUGCGAUUCGAUAACCGGGACGGCCCGCGCCUAUUUCAAUUUUUCAAUUUAUACUUCGCAUAGCAAAAAUAUCGGCAGGCGUGUUGUGUGCCGGUUUUUUUCUUUUUUCUGAUUCGUCAGGGCACGAGUUAUUAUCACACGCUGGCGAACGUAAUAGUAUUGCAGUUUCGUUUUUACCUGAACAUUUCACAAAGUGAAACGGUUCGCGUUUUAUGACUUUUCACGCGUUUUGCCUAUUAUUAUUUAUUUAUUUAUUUAUUUUUUUCUUUUCUUUUACAGACGCUCUCACCGACGGUUUCUCGUGUCCGGACGGCGACGUGAUCGGCCCGAACGGCCGAAUCUUACCCCAUCCGACUUUCGCGCACCCGGACGACUGUCAAAAGUUUUACAUUUGCCGGAACGGCGUCAUCCCGCAGUACGGGAGCUGUUCCGCGGGUUCCGUGUACAACGACGUGUCGUUCAAGUGCGACGAACCGGAAAACGUACCCGGAUGGUGAGUGACGUGACGGCGACCGGUGGGUGGGGGGAUGGGGGUGGGUGGGUGACGAUGACGUCGCGUUAAAACUGUGUGCAGGAUAAACGAUGACACGUCGCUCGAAAUCACUCGCUCGCGAUUGUUUUCGGUCCAAUACGUUCCGCGCGUAGGACCGGCGACGACGUUGUCACAGAAUAUUACAGGGUAUACAGGGCGAUCCGUUUAUCCCGGUCCAAAGAUUCGCUCGGAGGAUUUUUCAACGAAUUUGAUUUCUGUUUAUUUUUAUUGUUAUUAUUUUUUUUUUUUUUUUUUUUUUUUUUUUUUUUUUACAAUUUGCAUACGGAAAAGACAUAAGACAUUUGGACUUUAUGUCUUAAUCUCUCCCCCCCCUCUUUCCCUGUGAUUAAUUAUAAACGCAAAUUCGAAUAGAGAACAUUGUCCUAAACAUUUUAAUACGAUAACAAAUAACAUUAAUACAAUAACACCGGAUUUUCUGUUUAUGAAUUACAACAGUUUAAUAAUUUCGCCGAUUAAGGGCAUUAAGGGUUAUCGAUUUAAUCAUCUAAAUACGAAUGUGACCAGGUCCGUUACUCUUCCCUAUACACUUUCGGUCCAAAUAUUUUAAAUCCGAUAUUAGCGUUAUGAAUAUCGAAGUUUUUAGGUUAAUAUUCUCUGUACGAGGGGUGGCUCCUAAUCGAUAAUAAAAAGGUGUGUACUCAUUCGAGGCAUAAUAAAGAGGCGUGAAAUGUGUAAAACAAUACUUGGGAUAUAGUUUAAGCGAUUUCAAAAUAUUAAAUGUAAAUAUUGUAAUGCAAAAUAUUAAUAUGUAAAUCAUUACACAGAAAUCGAAAUCCAUUAAAAUCCUCGUAGUUAAUUGCCGGUCCGUGAUAAAUGAACACACUGUAUAUAUUAAUAUUGUGUAUUUAUGUAAAACGCCAGCUGCCGCCGGUUUCAUCUGCUCUGGACUAAACGCCCAUUCGCAUAAUUAAAAAUAACGAUUUUCCACUACAGAACGGCUGGAACUGAUGUAUAACUACGCCUAGGUACCACAAUUAUUAAUAAUAGUCCUCGAUUAACUCGUAAAAUUUCGAACGCGUGUUCCGUGAAAAUCCAUUACUAUUGCUGAAAAAAAAAAAAAAAUAUAUAACACCGCAGCAAAUACUUAUAAAUAAAAAAUCGAUAUACGAUUUUUUUUUUUUUUUUGUUUUCUCAACAGUUUAAUUACUCCGUAUAAUAUAUAUAUAUCGUUAUUAUUGAUUGUUUUUUUCACUGAAACAAUAUUUAAUUUAUUUAUAUAGAUUGUAAGGGCAGCAAAAAAGAGGCGUUAUUCAGUUUAAAGUUUUAGUAAAAAGUGGUUUUUUUCACGGAAAACAAUUAUUCUAUCAAUAAUAAAGAUAGUUUUCUGUACAUAAAAUCGAGAGAUGAAAAUUGUAUUUUUCGUGGUGUAUAUUUGGAAAAUUCGUUAAAAAAUACAGUACGUUUUUUUUUUUUUUGUGUAGCGUUUUUGUAUACUGAUGAAUAUUUCGUGACAUAUAACCCUCUAGAUUCCAUAAUAAUAACUUUCCAAGCAUGAAUUUACAAAUUCUGUUACAAUUUAAGAAAGUUAAAUAAACACUUUCAAUGGAAUUUAUAUUAAACAAAAUGUUUACAACAUGUUAACUAAUUAUUUCAAUAUUGAACAAAUUGUGUUUAAAUAUAUUUUACAAAUAUACAAGGUGAUCCAUCCGGAUCCAAUGAUUUUCUGGAAAUACUUUGAGUGCCGGUAAAUUUGAUUCCUGUUUUUUUCUUUUAAUCGUCAUGGAACUGUUUAAGUUUUAUGUUAAUUGUUUAUCCACUUUUUUGUACCUAAAAAUGAGCGUAUACUUUCUAUUUUCAAAUAGCAACAACGUUCUUUUUGCAUAUAAAUUCGAAUAGUGAAUAUAUUUCUAAAAAUGUUGACAUGCAUAUUGCUCCAUAAUAUUGGAUGUGCCGUUUAUGAGUUCGGAGUUGUAACAGUUUAAAAUUUAGAUCAGAGUACUAGGUGAUACAUUUAAGUGGGUACACUCAUAAUCUCGGAAAAUAUUAAAAUUUUGCGGAAUUUGUUUUCUAGAACAUUUAAGAAACAAGCUACUCCACAAUUUUAUAUUUGCGUUAUUUUUUGUCACCCUUAUUUUUGGGGGUAAAACAACUACCUACUUUUAAUUUUCAAAUGGCAACCUAUAUUAAAAAAUCGAUACAUUAUUAACACGCCGCACGCCGUACUGAUGAAACUCUACUACUCUCCUCCGAUCCAAACUUAAAAGUGGAAUAUCUCGUCAACGGAUCGAUAGAAAUAAAAUAUUUCAACACUAAAAUGUAUUUUAACUAUUAUUCAAACUAUUCAGGAACUUUUUAAUAUAGGUUACCAUUUGAAAAUUAAAAGUAGGUAGUUGUUUUACCCCCAAAAAUAAGGGUGACAAAACAUAACACAAAUAUAAAAUUGUGGAGCAGCUUGUUUCGUAAAUGUUCUAGAAAACAAAUUCCGGAAAAUGUUAAUUUUUUCCAAGAAAAUGAGUGUACUCACUUAAAUGAAUCAUCUGGUAUAUAAAAGGGUAGUAAAUUCUAUAUCUAUUUUUGAUGAUAAACUGAUAACCCUUCCUCAUUCUUCCGCUCUAAAUUUUUAACUCUUAAUUUAUAAACGGUAGAGUGUCUUAAAAGUUUUAAAAACCUAUCGUCUAUUUGAAUCUAUGUUAAAUAGUAGGAAAUGCUAUUUGAAAAACCAGUGUCAGUGGCGUGCGAAAUGAGGAAUGGUUUAGGGUUUUUUCUCUUAAAUUAACUUUUGAACACAUCGACUAUUUUGCACGGGUACUAUUAAUAUAUAUUUAACAGGGGUGGAAUGGAAAUCAAAUAAAAGCAGGGAGAUUGGAAUUUAUUUCCCGACAUUCCUUUCUCCUGAGAAAAUAACCAACGAAUUGUACUAGCUUUCGAUUCCAACAAGUGUAUUAUUUAAUUUUUUUUUAGAGCCCACAAACUAUAAAAAAUAAAAUUAGUUUUUUUUUUUUAAAUAACACAUCGCGUAAUAUUCAAAAAUAAAUAGUUAAAUUUCAUUCAUUAAAAUUUGUUAAAGUAUUAGUGAUAUAGUAAACUUUCAAAUGUAAAUUUGUAGAGAGAGAUAAACAAUACUUAAUACAGUUAAUUCAUAACAAAUGAACAAAUUGUUAACCAGACAACAAAACGGUCCAGACUAUUUGGAAAAUUCCCAUUUCCAAACCGUCUCUGGUAUUCAGUAAUAUUAUCUUAGAAUUAUAUAUUUCAGCCGGGUCAUAAGGAAAUAAUCGAUUUAACGAAUGAAAAUUGUCUUUUUUAGAUACAGAUUUUAAAUUCUCGUGGUCGGAUUAAGUUUAAAAUAAAUAAUAAUAUUCUACGGUAUAUUCCUGAUUAUUAUUUACUUCGUGUCUACGUAUACUUUUCGUUAAAUAUGUUUAGGCACGCCACGGCAGUUAAGUGUUGUGCGUACACAAAUUUCUAAAAAAAAAAUAUUCUCUAUUCGAGUCUGAGUUUAAAAAGUGACAGGAUAGGUUGCUGUUUGAAAACCCAAAGUCAGAGUGUGUAUUCGUUUAGGGUCAUUCAAGGAGUAGGGGUAAAAAUUUGAAUACAGUGGCCGAACAAUGUACAAACGUACAUUGACACGUACGUUCACAUUUACACAAUUUAGGUGUGGGGAAAAAAAGAAAAAAAAUGCUAAAUAAUGGAACAAUGUUAAUUAAAUAAUUAUAAUGUUGAAUAUUUUUCACAGUGAGAAUUACUACGAAAACGAAGACGACAAGAAGAACGGGAAAAAUUAAAAUCUCAUAUUAUGUAUAUUAUUAUAAUAUAAGUGUAUAAUUAUUUUAUAUUUAAAAAAUAUGUAAAAUAAAUAUUAUAUAUAU